This is a messenger RNA of Myripristis murdjan (pinecone soldierfish), 3878 nucleotides long. RefSeq names its product serine/threonine kinase 36 (fused homolog, Drosophila) (gene stk36). Gene Ontology annotation, cellular component: cytoplasm. Gene Ontology annotation, molecular function: protein kinase activity; ATP binding. NCBI's taxonomy places the organism in Eukaryota, Metazoa, Chordata, Actinopteri, Holocentriformes, Holocentridae. The coding region runs from base 233 to 3547 and encodes 1104 amino acids. Gene Ontology annotation, biological process: smoothened signaling pathway; protein phosphorylation. The transcript is spliced from 20 exons. The record is from RefSeq and is a predicted model, not a curated record.
GAAAGUAACGUUAGCAUGAAAAUCAACGUUAGAUAGCGUCCGCACUUUAAAAAAAAUUGAUUAGUAGUCGUAGCCAAAAAGUUGUAACCGAGCGUUAUGGAGGUGCAGUCGUAAAUGAAGGGUGAAAUAAACGAAGGCGAGAUCGAAAUUUGAGGCUAAAACAAAUUGCGUGUCGCCGCUAACAGGUUGCAGUUUCAGGCUGUGUCGUCAGUUUGUGUCGGUGGUCGCUGACAUGAAUGCGUACCAUGUUCUGGAGCCGGUGGGAGAAGGAUCAUUUGGUCGGGUUUACAGAGGAAGGAAAAGGUUCAGCGGCCAAGUGGUGGCCCUGAAGUUUAUUCCAAAGGUGGGUCGCUCUGAGAAGGAGCUACGGAGUCUCAGGAGGGAAAUUGAAAUCAUGAGAGGACUUCAACAUCCAAACAUUGUUCAGAUGUUUGACAGCUUUGAGACUGACAAAGAGGUUGUGGUUGUAACUGAGUAUGCGGAGGGUGAGUUGUUCCAGAUCCUCGAGGAUGAUGGAAGCUUACCAGAGAGCCAGGUCCGUGAGAUUGCCUGCCAGCUGGUCUCUGCUCUGUAUUAUUUACAUUCCCAUCGGAUUCUUCAUCGUGACAUGAAACCACAAAAUAUUCUGUUGGGAAAAUAUGGGGUGGUGAAACUGUGUGAUUUUGGAUUUGCACGGGCUAUGAGUGUCUCCACCUUGGUCCUGACUUCUAUCAAGGGAACACCACUGUACAUGUCUCCUGAGCUGGUGGAGGAGAAGCCGUAUGACCACACUGCUGAUCUGUGGUCUCUGGGUUGCAUUCUCUACGAGCUCCACACGGGGGUGCCCCCAUUCUACACUAACUCCAUCUUCCAGCUGGUGCAGCUCAUAGUGAGAGACCCAGUCAAAUGGCCCGACACCAUGAGCGAGACCUGCACGAGUUUCCUGAGAGGUUUGUUGACCAAAGACCCCCAGAAGAGAUUAUCAUGGCCAGACCUCUUGUAUCAUCCUUUUGUGGCUGAUGAUGUUCUUGUGCUGCCAGACUCCAGUGUUUUCAGCCCUCUGACUGUCACACCCAGCCCUGAUGUAGUGGCACUCAAGCUCCAGCAAGUAGCUCAGAAGACAGUACCAACCUCUGGACAGAGCAGGUUACUGCGUAUGGCCAGGGGACAGAAGGUCAACAAUAAGGGAGGGAAACAGAAGAUGAUGGAUCAAAUGGGCAAUGAAGUAGCAAACUCACCAGCAGGAGGACAGUCACAUAGAGCCAAGGCCCCCUCCAAUGAUGUCACCAUUACCUCAGGUCAUUUGGUUCAGGCAACUGCUAAUCUAAGCCUCGACUCAAAGGAUCAAGCCUCUGUGACAUCAAAACACAAGGGUCAGAUCAGUUUAGACUAUGAGCGGGAGUUCCCCUCUGUAGAGGUUGGACCACGGCUAGUGCGAAAGUGCAGUGCAAAUAGCCGGGCUGCGUUGUGUAAGCAGGAUGCUGACCGUGAGGAUGAGUGGGAGAAAUUUGUUCAAGAAAUAGAUCCAAUCCAACAGACUGAACUAUUAAACCAUGACGAUAGUCUUCCUCAACUGAAAAAAACAUUGCUGGCAUUUAAAACCCAGCUAGCAGAUGGCUCACUGGAGGAUACCUGGCAGAUUCAGCAACCACUGAGGGUCUUACGUAACCUGAUCCUGACCUCUGACCUCGAGAACUUGAACCAUAUUGGAUGUGAAAUUGGAUUACCUCAUCUAUUCUUCGAUCUAGUCCAUGAUUCUGUAGAAAAUCCAUUUGCUGAGGAACCAUGGAGUGUGCCAGUGCUUGUAGAAAUUAUUACAGGGCUUCUGACCUACUGGGAGAAGUGCUGUGACUGGCUGCAAGUAGAGGACAGACUGGAAGAGUUCACGAAACCCUUUGUCACGAUUCUUAAUCGACCAAACCUCAGUCCUUUGGCACCUCUGGCUGCAUCAGUUUUGUCGAUGUUCACAAACCAUGGGGUCUCUGUUGACGUUGGAAUGGAUGUUCUAAUCUCUCUGCUGAAAAGCCUUCUCUCAGACUCAAAUGAGCCCAAACUCGUACUGCCCCCUGGUUGUGGAUUGUGUGAUGGCCUCCUGUCGCUGGUUCUAUACACACUCUAUGAGCAUGAAAAUAGUCCACUGUCGUCAUCGUUAGACCCAGGAUUUUUUUCCAAACUGUGGAAAAGUAUUGGUACUUCACUGGCCAGAACACCGCCUAGCAUAGACAUCUGUUCAGCAAAUGGGCUGUGUGCCUUCCUCUCCAUUGUGCUGCUUGUUUUCACUAAGGAUCCACACUCAUGUGUUCCUCUGUUCUUGGAGAGUGAAUUAAAAUGUGUAUACACCCUUGGUCAUCUGCUUGACACUGAUUGUCUUCAUUUGUUUUCUGAAAGCACCACUGGGAGACUUCAGGAGGAUCUGAGACACAGCAGCUUGUCAGUGUUGAGCUGCCACCUGCUGUGCUUCCCAUUCGCCCUGGACCUUCCUUCAAACACCGUGUCCAGGAUUCUCCAGUUGUAUGCCAGCUGUGGCAUUGUUACAGGCCUCCUGCAGGCGAUCCAAAGUCUUCCUCCUCCACAACUGGAGCUGCCUCUCUCCCUGUUGAGCCGUCUGCUUCUGUGCGACCCUGGGCGCUCGGUCUCCUGCCUUAGAGCAGCUGCUGAGGCCUGUGGCUUCUUUUCUCCACCCAGGGACAGCCAGCAGACUGCCUCCAGAGAUCAGACUCAUGUCAUCAGAACUGCCAGCUCUUUGCUCUCUGUCUUGCUGCAGCUGGACGAACUAUGGGACUCUGCCGUGGAGCUCCUGACCCUGCUGUCCCAGGUUGGCCGUUAUUCCCCUCGGCCUUCCUCCCUUCAGCUUCACCUGGAACCCACAGUGCUACAACAGGCACUGACUCACCCUUAUGACCGAAUCAGGGCUGCCACCUGCAGCCUGCUGGGAAAUUUGGAUCCAUUUAGGCCUACCACACUGCAGCCUGUCAUUUUCAAAGAUAUUAUAGACUGUCUUUGUGAUCCUUGCAUGCCUGUCAGGCGAAUGGCUUGCAGGGCAGUUGGGAAUUGGUUGGGGUUUAUUGUGGAAACAGGGAUUAAAUUGAGGAGGUUCAAUGGAAAGGGCAGUGCCACUCCAGGGUGGGGCCAAGUGCAGGACAAAGAUAAACGCUCUCACACUGGGGCUCAAACACCAGAGCAGGGUGUUGACCUCAAGGAGGGGAGUAGGUGGAUAGAAGAAGCCAGGAGGACGGCAGCCAUGCUGGUGCCUCUCAUUACUGACGCUGAUCCCCUCACGCGUCGUCACUGUUGUGCAGCCCUGGGAAACUUGGUGAAUGUCUGUGAUGGGGUGUCCUCGUUGUCGGAGGAAAAUGUGUGCCGCCUACUUCUUACAGCUGCAUGUACAGACUCCCAUCAUGCAGUUAGACAAGCUGCCAUAACAACUCUAUGCUUGUACAGCCAACAGGACACAGUUCACCAGGUCCUGAUAUCCCUUGAUGCCUGUAAGAAGCUGGUCCAGGCUUCACAGCAUGCACCACCACAGUGUGACUAUCAGCAGCUCAUUGGCCUGCUCCUAAGUGAGUGACAGACAUUUCACUAGACAUGUGGUCUUUUACCUUUCUUAAAUCACAUGGAUACAUGACCAACAGACAUUUGAUCAGAAACAGAAAUUCGUUUUUUUCUUUUUUUGUAAUUAUUAUUGUUGUUGUUGUUGUUGUUAAUUUUGUCAUUGUUUUGUUGUCUAAAAAUGAGAUUAGUGUUUUCAAAAAUCGAAUGGACCUUAGUAGCCUAAAUCAAUUCACAAUUGUACAAAAUAAUUUUUCUUUACGCAUAAAAGAUCUUUAUUUUGGGGUUUCUCCAAGUUUGGCACUGUUAAAAAUGUUUUACAAUCGAUUAAGUAAAUUAAAACGAAGCUU